This is a messenger RNA of Nannospalax galili (Upper Galilee mountains blind mole rat), 8180 nucleotides long. RefSeq names its product zinc finger and BTB domain containing 41 (gene Zbtb41). Gene Ontology annotation, molecular function: DNA-binding transcription factor activity, RNA polymerase II-specific; RNA polymerase II transcription regulatory region sequence-specific DNA binding; protein binding. NCBI's taxonomy places the organism in Eukaryota, Metazoa, Chordata, Mammalia, Rodentia, Spalacidae. The record is from RefSeq and is a predicted model, not a curated record. Gene Ontology annotation, biological process: regulation of transcription by RNA polymerase II. Gene Ontology annotation, cellular component: nucleus. The transcript is spliced from 11 exons. The coding region runs from base 245 to 2968 and encodes 907 amino acids.
CGGGACUCCGCGAAGGGAAAGAGCGCCGCGGAGGUCUGAGGUGGGGGGCCGGACCCGGAAGUGGGUGGGCGCGAGCGCGCGGCGGCGGAGCUCGACGUCCUGGAGCCGGCGGGGGAGCCCUGGGUUCUGGAUCAUGAACCGGCGGGGCACGCCCCUCCAGAAGCUGAUGCUGACAAUCUAGUUUUCUUUGCGACAUCUCUUAAGUCACUUAUGAAGUUUCUUGUUGAGAAAUUGCAGUACUGCAAUGAAGAAAAGGAGAAGGGUUCCUUCAGAUCUAGACGAGAAGAUCCAUCUAGGCUAUCGUAAAGAUUCUUCGGAAGAAAAUGUUGUAGUGGAGUGUGGCCAAGUGACCUGUACUCGUUCUACAGAAAGACCCACCCCUGAAGCGCGUCCCUGCUGUCAGGAGCUUCCUCCUUCUCCUGAUCAGAGAAAGCUUUUGAGUUCUUUGCAGUAUAAUAAGAAUUUGCUGAAGUAUUUGAACGAUGACAGGCAGAAGCAGCCAUCUUUCUGUGAUUUACUUAUCAUAGUAGAAGGAAAGGAAUUUAGUGCACAUAAAGUAGUAGUUGCUGUGGGCAGUAGCUAUUUUCAUGCGUGUUUGAGCAAAAAUCCAAGCACGGAUGUCGUCACCCUGGAUCACGUAACCCAUUCGGUUUUUCAGCAUUUGCUUGAGUUUCUUUACACAUCAGAGUUUUUUGUGUACAAAUAUGAAAUACCUCUUGUUUUAGAGGCUGCAAAAUUUUUGGAUAUUAUCGAUGCAGUCAAACUGCUAAAUAAUGAAAAUGUUGCUACUUUUCAGUCUGAGCUAACGGAUAAAUGCUCACCAGAAGAAACACUAAAUGAAUUAACUGGAAGACUAUCAAAUAAUCAUCAGUGCAAAUUUUGUAGUAGACAUUUCUGUUAUAAAAAGUCCUUAGAGAAUCAUUUGGCGAAAACUCAUAGGUCUCUUUUAUUGGGGAAAAAACAUGGGUUAAAGAUGCUGGAGAGAAGUUUUUCUGCCAGAAGAUCGAAAAGGACUCGCAAGUGUCCUGUAAAGUUUGAUGACACUAGUGAUGAUGAACAAGAAAGUGGUGAUGGGUCGGACAAUUUGAAUCAAGACGUUUUUGAUAAGGAGAAGUCAGAUAGAAAUGAUUCUGAGGACCCUGGGAGUGAAUAUAAUGUCGAAGAAGAUGAGCUGGAGGAGGAGAUGUCAGAGGAGUCCUCUGACACCGAUCCAAGUGAAAAAGAUGAUCCAGAAGAGGAAGCCGAGGCUGCAGAUUCCGCAGGAAGUGGUCAGGAGGGACUGCGUCCAGUUGUCAUUCAGAACAGGAACAAAAAGAUACUUCAGUGUCCCAAGUGUGAGAAAACAUUUGACCGGAUAGGAAAAUAUGAGAGCCACACCCGUGUGCACACAGGUGAGAAGCCUUUUGAGUGUGAUAUUUGUCACCAGCGUUAUUCGACAAAGUCUAACUUAACUGUUCACAGAAAGAAGCACAGCAGUGAGACCGAAUUUCAUAAGAAGGAGCACAAGUGCCCUUACUGUAAUAAACUUCAUGCAAGCAAGAAGACUUUAGCCAAGCAUGUUAAGAGAUUUCAUCCUGAAAAUGCACAAGAAUUUAUUUCCAUCAAGAAGACUAAGAGUGAGAGUUGGAAAUGUGAUAUUUGUAAGAAGUCUUUUACUCGAAGACCACACUUGGAAGAACACAUGAUUCUGCAUUCACAAGAUAAACCUUUUAAGUGUACCUAUUGUGAAGAACAUUUCAAAUCCAGAUUUGCACGGUUAAAGCAUCAGGAAAAGUUCCAUCUGGGUCCUUUUCCAUGUGAUAUAUGUGGUCGCCAAUUCAAUGACACUGGAAAUUUGAAACGCCAUAUAGAAUGUACUCAUGGUGGAAAGAGAAAAUGGACUUGCUUUAUUUGUGGGAAAUCAGUAAGAGAAAGAACUACUUUGAAAGAACAUUUGAGAAUCCAUAGUGGAGAAAAGCCUCAUCUUUGUAGUAUCUGUGGGCAAAGUUUUCGCCAUGGGAGCUCAUACAGACUUCACCUACGAGUGCAUCAUGAUGAUAAAAGAUACGAGUGUGAUGAAUGUGGAAAAACAUUUAUUCGCCAUGACCAUCUUACAAAGCACAAAAAAAUACAUUCAGGUGAAAAGGCACAUCAGUGUGAAGAAUGUGGGAAAUGUUUUGGUCGUAGGGAUCAUCUCACUGUUCAUUACAAAAGUGUACAUCUUGGAGAGAAAGUUUGGCAAAAAUAUAAAGCAACAUUUCAUCAAUGUGAUGUUUGUAAGAAAAUUUUUAAAGGGAAAUCAAGCCUGGAAAUGCAUUUUCGGACGCAUUCAGGUGAAAAACCAUACAAGUGUCAAAUUUGCAAUCAGUCUUUUAGAAUUAAGAAAACUUUAACAAAACACCUGGUUAUUCACUCUGAUGCUCGGCCUUUCAACUGUCAGCACUGUAAUGCAACAUUUAAGCGGAAAGACAAGCUGAAAUACCACAUUGACCAUGUUCAUGGGAUAAAAUCUCCUGACGACUCUCUCAGUACUUCUGAGGAAAAACUUGUGUCUUUGCCAGUAGAGUACUCAUCUGAUGAUAAAAUCUUUCAAGCAGAAACAAAACAAUAUCUGGAUCAGCCCAAAGUUUAUCCUUCAGAAGCCAAAACUGUGUUACAGAAUGUGUCUGCCGAAGUAUGUGUUCCAGUAACAUUGGUUCCAGUUCAGAUGCCAGACACGCCCAAUGAGCUGGUGCAUCAUACUACCACACUUCCACCAUCUUCCCAUGAGAUCCUGCCACCACAGCCACAAUCCACUGAUUAUCCACGGGCAGCGGAUUUAGCUUUUCUGGAAAAAUACACUCUUACUCCUCAGCCUGCAAAUAUAGUUCACCCUGUUCGACCUGAACAAAUGCUAGAUCCUAGAGAACAGUCUUAUCUUGGAACAUUACUAGGCCUUGAUAACACUACUGCUGUUCAAAAUAUGUCCACUAGCGAGCAUCAUUCAUGAGUGAACAUUCCAUAGGCCUUUUGAUGGUUAUGUGCUAAUGAUAGCCAAAAGCUACUGGUUUCCAAAUUAGUGGAGCUUCAGGUUUUCAUUUUCUCUAUCUCAAGUUCUCAGAAAAGCUUCAAAUCAAGAAAGUAUAUGUUUCUAUUGACUGAAUAUCUGGACACAUUUUGACAUAAUAUUUGAAGUAUAAUUUUUGUGAAUUUUUUUUAAAGACCCAAAUGCUAAUUUUUGAUGGGUUUUCAAACUUUUCAAGAUUGUUAGCUGCUGACAUGAAGCAUGGUGGUAUUUUUAAAAUCACCAGUGGAAUUUAUUUUUUCUUUUUUUUAGACAGGAUUUCAGUCUGUAGCCCAGAGUGGCCCCAAAUUUGUGGCAGUUCUCCUGCCUUAGCUAACCAAGUUCUGGGAUUUCAGGCAUGAGCCCCCAAGCCCAGUCUUUCUUCCUUAGUGGCCUCUUUUCUCCUUUUCUCACUUUGAAAUUGAGUUUAGGAAUCACAUAGCCUAUAAGAAAGAAUGUAAGAGCAUGUUAAUAAUUGCAGCUGUUUCUUACAUUAAUUUAAACUUCAUUAUUUUAUCCAGAUUUUACAAACAUAUUAAUGUAAGAAAGUUUUGGAUAAUUCUAUAUUAUUAUUUAUCCAUUAUUUUUGUCGUUAUACUUUGGGCUUUUGACAAUGAAUAUGAGUUUAACAUGUUAAAUGAAAUGAAGGAUUGUUAUUUUAAUCUAGGUCAUUGGGUCUUAUCUCUACUCAAUGAUGAAUAACAAAUGCAAACAUAGAUCUACACAUGAAAUUACCAAGUUGAUUAUAUCUUAAAAGAAAAAUAUGACAAUUUUAACUAGAUAUCUUCAAGAUAUGUGCACCAUUUUAUUUCAUAUUUUACUUCACAUUAUGCUACAGCAUCUACAUAUCUGUAAAGAGGGGACAGUUAAAACUAAGCUAACGACACUUAAACGGUAUACUUUGAGUUUCAUCUGACUGACUGAAACUGGGAAACAGAAUGUAGAUAUUUCAUGUAUAAUCAUUAGAAAAAAUUCCAAAUGCAUUCUCAAAUUUGUACCUAGUUUAUUUUUCACUUGAAUGGAACUACUAUGUGUAUACAGAUUUACAUUCAAUCUAGGGUUUUUUUGUUUGUUUGUUUGUUUUUUUAAUACUUUUGAGACAGGGUUUCCCUAUAGCCCCAGCUGGCCUGGAACUCACUUUGUAGACCAGGCUACCUCCUGAGUGCUGGGAUUAAAGGCAUGUGAUACCAUGCCUGGCUUCAAUCGAUCUUUACUUUUACUUUUAUAUGAGCCUCAUGUCUAAUUAUCUUUGAUUCUUAUUUUUGAAUGAGACACUAGUUAAGGGCUUUGUGAAAGAAAAUAUCAAUUACAAGAAAACCUCAGUGAUUAAAUUAAUUGAAGAGAAAGUCUGCCAAAAUUAUAAAAUACCUUUAAAGAUGUGCACUUUGCAUUUUUUUUAACUUAAUUGAAACUUAACCUAGAAUGAGGUUUUCCUAGUGGGGUUGCUUGAGGGAUAGACUAGGCAGGGCUGAUUUAUUAUCAGCAUGCAGUUGUAUGUAAACUACUGGAAAGAUAGCAAUUUAAAUUUUUUUCUAUUUUGAUUUUGUUUACACUCCUAAUUGCUUUAAGCACUUUUUUGUGUGUAAACUAUAAAGUCUGGCCUGGCCCUUGUGGGGGAAAAAUAUCACAAAAAAAGAAUGAACUUUUAGUGAAUGAAAUUUAAUCAUUAAGGAGGAAACUAUUUGAAGCACUUAAAAAAUAAAGGUACUUUAUAGGAACAUUUGCCAUAUUAGUUAUCAAAGAACAUGUUGAGAAUUGAGGCAGUUAACCAAAGUAGUGAUAUCAAUAAUAAAGCCAACCUGAGUUUUGCCUCACUUAUCAAAGUUUGGAUGUAAUUAUCUUAGGACCAGUAGACAUAAUUUUCUACUAUUUCUUAUUUUAGAAGAAUUCUUACUUGCUUGGUGUGGAAAUGUUAUAUUGGGGUACUUAAUGAUUAAGCCUUGACUGUAUGAGGUACUAUCACAUCUGUUAAAAAUAUAUCUUUAUGAUUUUUAUCAUAAAGGCAGAUAAGACUUUAACUAAAUAUCAUACUGAAAUGAAAACAAAUCACACCUAAAAAUAUACUCUGCCAUAGAAAUAAUGUAGAAAACUUGGACUUAAAGAAGGCAAAUGGUAUAUGUGGUAUGUAUGUGGUAUAUUUGGUGGCAGAAAAAGGAUACUCCAUUUUCACAUUGAAAAGAAUACUUUGCUUUUUUGAAGGUGUCUAAGGUUCUUUCAGUAACGAUGCUCUUAACACUUUAUAUGAUUUAAUUUUAGAAGUUGAUUUAUAUAGAAUUUUUCAAGCAUAUAGCUCUUAUGUAAAGUGAAAUACAAUUGUAUUUAGUUAUUAUUAUAGAUAGACCUGAAUAGUGGUUUACUGGUUUCUAAAAUAUUUCCACACUGUCUGAUUGGAACCUCAUAACCUGUUCUGAAAUAGAUGGGGCAUGAUACAUUUCUGCUGUACAAAGAAAGUGUCUGAGGCUAAAGUGAAGGGACUCCGUUAAGCUCAUGUAGCAGAACUGUUGCAGGGAAGAAGGACCAAUGUAGCAUUAAUGAAUGCUACUGUGUGCUAGGCACCAUGUUCUCUCAAGCCCAGCAUAGUCUGCAAGGUAGGCACUAUAAUACUUACGAAGAAAUGGGUAAACAGAAGUAUAGUAACAUGAAAAUCAACCUGCCCCCUCUAGUUUUCAAAACUAUCAGAACAUGAAUUUAGGUAAACUGAAUGUAUAUUAACUUUUGAAGCUGCCACAAAAAUCAUAAAAUGAGGCCUACUCAUUUUAGUUGACCUUUCUGUAACUCUAAAAUCAUUUAUUUUGUAACUUUGUUUAAAAAUUUGAAUCUCAUGACUAAGGCUAGUCUCAUUGUGAAUAUUUUAUUUUGUGAGUAUAAUUUAUUGUUUUAAAUUAAUUUUUCAUAGCAGUUCUCACUUAAUCUGUAAAUUGACUAAGUUAUUGAGUGCAGAAAUUUAUUAACUUACUUGGUUCUGACUUAAAUGCACCAAAGAUUUUUAAUAGGUAUUGAAUAGCUAAAAAGAAUUUAAAUUCUUUGUAGUUUAAAGAUAUAUUUGUCCAAAGAAGCACAGUUGAAGUCCUGGGAUGAUGGAUUUUUAAAAAUUGUUAGUCUGAAUACUGAGAUUAAGUAUUAAAUGUUUGUGUUUAUGUGUAUUAAAGUAAGAGCAGAGGAAAAUACUCUGGGAACAGUCAUACUGACCAACCACAAGUUAGGUACUCACUUUUCCUCACUUUAAUUGAAUGUUGGUUUUUAGUGAACACUAUUAAUUGUUGAAUAAUAAGCUUAUAUUUUACACUACAUUAUACAGAUAAUUUCUGCCUUAGAUUUUUUUACAUCAAGUCGAGGUUAUUUUUAUAAGAAACUCUACCUUGUUCUGGCAGCCUAAAUACCAUUUAGGGUUAGGGUUUGUUCCUCAUGCCAGCAAGAUAUCCUAACCUACUACAAAAGUAGUAAACUUUUCUUGCUUUUAAUUUAGACAUUUAUUGCUGGGAAAAGAGGAAUAAAAAGAGCAUAUUUAAAUUGGUGCUUUUAAUAAGUGACUGCCUUUUUAAGUGAUGGCAGCAUAAAAAAAGUAUACUAAUUUCUCUCAACCUUAAAAUGUGUCAAAACAUCUUUAUAAAGUGUUAAGGGCUAAUAUCAUUCAUCGUUUUUAACUCAGUAAUCAUGGGCUAAUUAAACAUAAUUAAACUGGUGUGUUUAUGAGCUUGAAUUUUCUUCUACCAUAUUGCUCUAGUCUAUUAUUGACAUGAGGUUAGGUUUGAGCAUUAGUUUUUGAGAGAGUCCUUUCAUACCAUCUUUUCUGGGUUGAAUACUUAAUAUGUUUUCAGUUUUGUAGCUGCUUAGAGUUUAUUCCCCUGCCUAGAUUGUACUGGUCAAUAAAUUACUUGUUUUAUUUUAUGGUUCCUAGUCUUAUGUUUCUGUUGCCUGCUGGCUGGGCAACAAUUCUUUUAGGUUGCUUUAUGGUAACUUAGAAAAAUUGGCAUUAGUAGGUGUGAACAUUUGUUUUUAUGAUUUGUGUAUCAGCUUUUUAAGUCUCUACUGUGGCCUUUAUUAACUACAAGUCACUCUUGGGCCUGUCUGGAAAUGCUUAUUAGAAGAACCUGACACUUGUUUGUGUCCCACUUGUUUCUCUCCAUCUCUGUUCCCUCUCCUUUAAAUAAUCUGUUGCCAUACGUACCCAGCUCUGCCUUGAAGACUUCUUAGUUGAGUUGGUCUAAAACUGAAUAUGAGGUAAGGGUUCGCAAAGAGCUGCUCAUUGGGAGCAGCAACAUCCCAGUCCAUACAGAGCUUGAGUUCAUGACUCAGGAAUAAUGUGACUUUUAGGCAAAGUCAUGUUUGGAUAUUCUAAGAUUUGGUGCCAAAUUUAAAAUGACUGAAAAUGCAUUCCUUAAUAAGUAGCAUUUCUAAGUCUUUAAUUAUGUUAAAUGUUACUCGCUGUUAACAUGAAUAAUGAAUGAGAAUAAUUUUCUAAACAUAUAUCGGAACUAGACAGUUUUAUAUAUCCUACCCAUUUCUUUCACACAUUCACCUUAGUAUAGCCUGUGUGGGUUCUUUUUUUUUUUUUUUUUUUUUUUGGUGGCGGGGGUGGGGGGAUGUCCUCUUUUGUUUCCUAUGAAAUUUUUACUUAAGAUACUUUUCCUUAUAAUGUUAGCAUGCUUUUUGAACUUUCUCUUUGGAGGUAGCAUCAGUAUGAUAGAAGCAAUAGGAUUAGGUACCUGGGAAGGGGAGAGGAGGAACAGCGUGUUUAUCUUUUUACUUCCUGUAUAUUGCUCUUAGGUCUCUGACCUUUGAAAGAUCCCAAAACCAUUUAGUCUCUGCAGGCACUUAUUUAGAGAGAAUAAGAAUUUUAUUUAGAGAAUAGAUGUUACUCAAAGAUGAAAACCUCCUUUUUAAAAGAAAAUUCAAACUCUUAGGUAAAGAAAAGUAAUUUCAGUGCUUGCAUUACUGAUGCAGGUUCUAACCCAUUCUUGAAUGAAGAGCAUGUACACAUCUCUGUUACUGUGCCUCUUUGUUUGAUAUUCCUGCUUGCGUAAGUUGGAUAAUGGACUGCGAUGUAAUUAUAAAGUUUUUAUUCCUUCUAACAAUCACUUUUAUCCCUAUAAGUAAAACUGUAUUACAGUUGAUGAGUGUGACUGCCAAAAAGUUAUACAAGCUGGGUAUUUAGCUG